AUGCCGAAAAGGUCCGUUGAUGCCCGACAGACUUCGAAAGCUUUUCAGUGUGGUCCAGGAGGAGGCAAAGAAAGUACAAGUAUCAGUUUGGAUGAGCACCAAAUUGUUAAUGAGAUUUUAGAAAAGCAACUAAAAAUUUGUGGCUACAGGAAUGAUAAAGAAGUCAUAGAUCUGUACCUUGGAGAAAAUGGAUUAAAAGAUGUUCCUCAUUUAUCACGGUUCCGGAAAUUAAGAAAUUUGUGGCUAAACCACAAUAAGAUUCAGUAUAUAACUUCCGUGAAAUAUAACUGUUGCUUGACAGAAUUAUAUCUUCAUAAUAAUGAUAUCAGAAGUAUAACAGGUGCUCUGAAGAAUUUACACUCACUGCAGAUCUUGCUGCUUCACAACAACCAGCUAAAAAAUUUGAAUUUGACUGUGAAAGAACUACAAGGAUUGCGAACCUUACAUACCUUAAACCUGUUUAAUAAUCCUCUGUCACGAGAGUGCAGAUACCGCCUAUAUGUAAUAUAUCACAUUCCCUCAGUAACUUUGCUCGACAGAAAAGAAAUAACUAGAAAAGAAAGAGAAUCAGCGUUGCAUAUCUACAAUCAUGAGAAGACCCUUGUCCUUCAGUCCAUAGGAUUUGGGAAAAGGGUAGAUAUACCUUUGCUGCCAAAGGCAGCAUUCAGGCUGACAUCCACAAAAGCGUUGCACUUGCCUCCAGGUUGCGAGUUUGGAAAUCACUUAGUUAAAAUCCCAUUUGCAAAUCCAGAAGAUGCUGUCUUUGUGCGGGCAAUGAAGCGUGGCAUGGUGGAGUUUUCAACUGUGGAUUGGGGGAAAAUGCCUACCUGUGAAGAAAAACGCCUUGGCAGCAGUCCAGAGAAAAGGCCAGAAAAACUGACCAUUAGAUUCAGAUAAGAGCCUGUUUCUUAGAGAAAACUCUCUCUUUUAAGAACUUUUUUUGCAUUGCAUUCCUAUUAAAUGUUCCAAGUGUCAAUUGAAGAUAUUUUAAGGGGGGAAAUAUUAUUUAGUUGUUUUAACACUGAAUGUAGAACACUUUUUAAAAUAACAGUGAUUCAAGAAUUCAGUGGCCAGGGCAAUAAUGUUACAUUCAUGACAUAGAUCGGUCUUGGAGUUUCAAAGUAUGUUUGAAAAGAAUUAGAUUUUGAAGUAACAGAGGUUUAAAUACAAAUUUUUGCUACUCAACAAUAGGACUAUAUUACAAUUAUAUUACUUGAAAUAUCUUCAAAGAUAUGAGAUCAGUAUUGGAAAGUCUCAGUCCUUAAUUGCCUUCUAUGUUAAGAAAUACUGUGAACUGGUAGGAGAAAUGGGAGGUAUGAGAUUAGUUAUUUCAUCCCAUUAGGCUUCAUCAUAGUAUCUAAAAUAAGUGUUAACAUCUUUAUUUAUAGGACCAUUGAAGUGAAUCUAAAUACAGUAUUCAAAUUUCAUUUGCGUUCACAAGUUGUAAAUAAUGCAGUAAGUGAAAAAAUUAUCUGGCAUUAAUUUUUGAAAAGUCUGGUAUGUAUGGUUCUCUGAUCAUUACUGAACUCCAGGGCCAGCUGUUCCAGCUAAUAUAUCCACCAGUGAGACAAUUUAGCAACUUCUGGAUGGCCCUAAAUAUCUGCCAUAAAUUAGUCACAGACAGCCAGCCUAACCUAUAUCAUAUUGUUUUCUUUGUAACACUAAGUACAUUUUAUUUUACAUAUUAGUUGAAGGCUGAACUAUGAUUUUCUUUGUAACUGUUGCAAAGAGUUAGAUGUAGUCUUUACCAUAGAUACUUUUAAUGUGCCAAUUUAAAAUGACAUCUCUUAGGCAUUCUAACUGAAUAGCAAGUAAGCAGUCUGACAAAUUCUAACCCACUGGGAUAUCUUAAGAUAAAAAAAUUCUCCUGUUAUGAUAUUAAUUUUUGGAGGCAAAUAUUCAAUCUGACAAUGUUUUGCAUGGAUUAAAAAAAAUAUGGAAACCAGUUAGAAUACUGAACUGUUUAAGGGAUUGCCCUUAUUCUGUAAAAAUAGCUAGUCCAGAACAAUUCAGCUUGUCUUGAUUUUGGAUUUGUUAUAUUCAUUUUGUGUACAUUCCUAGUACAGACUUGUCAAGUUCAAUAUUUUGCAUUUCAUAUAAGAAAUGAGAGAAAAAAUAUUAUUUGCUAGUGUGGAAAUUAGCUGCAAAUUAAUAUAGAUAAUAAAAGUAGAUGCAACAAUGUUCUGAGUUUUCUUUUUUCUUUUUUUUUUCCAAUAAGAAAUUUUUAAGUUGUCUUACUGAUUUAUUCUUAAAAAUGUAUAGGAGGUGGGGAGGAAGUAUUGUUAACGAUAUUUUCUUAUGGUUUGUAGAGGUAGUUCCUCAAGCUACAAAAGUUACUUAACAGCUGUUGGAUGUUACAAUCUCCCAAACCUAUCCUACAUAUGACCCUGCUUCAAAGUUACAACUGCUGCAGUGCCCCAUCCCCCCUUCCCCCCCCACUGUCACUGCACCACUUGGGCCUGCUCCUACAUGCCUAUCACCCACCCCACAUUUAUCUUUUGAAGAUCUUUGGACCUCACCAGGGGUGAAAUGUAAAAUUUGUUACUACCGGUUCUGUGGGCAUGGCUUGGUGGUGGGGGUAAUGUGACUGGGUGGGCGUGGCCAACUUUUUUUUUACUUUUAAAAGCAUUUUUCUACAACCUCUUCAGCCAAAGACGUUGUAAAAAAUGCUUUUAAAAGCCUCUGAUGAUCUCAGCUGAGCUGUGCGAUCAUCAGAGGUUUUUUUUUUACUUUUAAAGGCAUUUUUUUCAGCCGAAGAAAAAAUAUUUUUAAAAGUAAAAAAAAAUUCUCUGAUGAUCACGCGGCAUGGGGGGGGGGGCAGGGAUUUUUGCUACUGGUUCUCUGAUCCAGUCCGAACCGGGAGCAUUUCACCCCUGGACCUCACAUUGCAGAACACACUAUAUGUCCCUGGGCCAGGCAGUGGCGAUCCAAAUGCAGCCAUUUCAUUCCAGGGCAGAGCAAAUUAGCAGCCAAGAGACAAAUUGGUUUCUGUUGCCUUAAAAACUACAUAUCACUGCAGAAGCUUAUCAAACAUAUCACUGCAACUUAAAAGAAGCUUUCUGCAUCGCUGUGCAGACCUCAUUAAGGUAGCAAAGCAGAAUGGUUUAUCCUAUGGCUACAUGGCGCAUUUCUGGAAGCAGUAGCUAAUUCUGCCCAUAAGUUUCUGAAUGGUGGUGCAAGCCACAUCAGUGAAAUAUAAUGCUUUGUCCCUUGGCUGCAUGGCACGAUUCCAGAGGUGGCUGCUAUGUACACAACAGCUUAACUGCAUUCUGAUGGCUGUAAAUAUCUCUGCCACUUACAGAAUUGUGCCAUGAUGAAGUAAUCUGUUAAAUAUAGGGAGGCCUUGGGAAGGCCAGGAUGGGCAGACCAGGGCCAAUUCCCUGCAUCCCAGGCACCCCAUGUCCCAUUUAACUUGGCUGUAUUGGGGAAUAGGUAUGGGGCGUCAUUACAUGAGAUGCCAUUGCAACAUGCAACCAUUAUAGGCAGGCUCCAUUACAAUUGUAUCUUGAAGACUAUAUGUAUAUGUUAUCAAUCAAUGUAUGGAGAGUAUGUAAGUAACAUUGCUAAUUUGUUAGAUUUUAAAGGAAAUUAGCAGCAUUAUUUGCUGUGGACAACAGCAUCCAACACAAAUAGAUGAGUUCAAAUCACCAGGACCGGAUGGAUUACAUCCCAAGGUUCUGAAGGAAAUGGCAGAUGAGAUCUCAGAACCACUGAACUAUAUCUUUCAAAGAUCCUGGAGCACAGAGGAACUGCCAGACGACUGGAAAAGAGCUGAUGUAGUUCCCAUCUUCAAAAAAGGGAAAAAAAAACAGAUCCAGGAAACUACAGAUCUAUCAGCCUGACCUUAAUACCAGGGAAGAUUCUGGAAAAGAUAAGCAACGAAUUACCAAACACCUAGAAGCAAACAAAGUAAUAACCAAAAGCCAAUAUGGGUUUGUCAAAAACAGAUCAUGCCAGACUAAUCUUAUUGCAUUCUUUAACAAAAUGACAAAAUUAGUGGACCAGAGGAAUGCUGUCGAUAGUUUCCUUGGACUUCAGUAAAGCAUUUGAUAAAGUAGACCAUAACCUACUGCUAAAUAAAGUAGAAAAAUGUGGGUUAGACAGCAUCACCACCAGAUGGAUUUGUAACUGGCUGACCAACCGCAGUCAGCACGUAGUCCUCAAUGGAACUACAUCCACAUGGAGGGAAGUAUGCAGUGGAGUACCCCAAGGCUCUCUUUUAGGCCCAGUACUCUUCAACAUCUUCAUCAAUGAUUUGGAUGAGGGGAUAAAUGGAGAACUCAAAUUUGCAGACGACACCAAGCUGGCAGGAAUAGCCAAUACUCCAGAAGAUAGGCUCAAGUUACAGAAGGUUCUUGACAGACUUGAACAUUGAGCGCUAUCUAACAAAAUGAAAUUCAACAGUGAAAAAAGUAAAGUUCUACAUUUAGGCAAAAAUAAAUAAAUGCACAGGUAACAUAUAUGUGGUACCUUGCUCAAUAGUAGUAACUGUGAGAGGGAUCUUGGAGUCCUAGUGGACAACCAUUUAGAUAUGAGCCAGCAGUGUGCAGCAGCUGCCAAAAAAGCUAACACAGUUCUGGGCUUCAUAAACAGAGGGAUAGAAUCAAAAUCAUGUGAAGUGUUAAUACCACUUUAUAAUGCCUUGGUAAGGCCAUACUUGGAAUACUGCAUUGUUUUGGUUGCCAAGAUGUAAAAAAGAUGUUGAUGGACUCUAGAAAGAGUGCAGAGAAGAGCAACAAAAAUGAUUAGGAGACUGGAGGCUAAAACAUAUGAAGAACGGUUGCAGGAACUUGGUAUGUCUAGUUUAAUGAAAAGAAGGACUAGGGAGACAUGAUAGCAAUGUUCCAAUAUCUCAGGGGUUGCCACAAAGAAGAGGGGGUCAAACUAUUUUCCAAAGCACCUGAGGGUAGAACAAGAAGCAAUGGGUGGAAACUGAUCAAGGAAAGAAGCAACUUAGAACUAAGAAGAAAUUUCCUGACAGAACAAUUAAUAAGUGGAACGACUUGCCUGCAGAAGUUGUGAAUGCUCCAACAAUGGAAUUUUUAAAGAAAAUGUUGGAUGGCCAUUUGUCUGAAAUGGUGUAGGGUUUCCGCCUGGGCAGGGGGUUGGACUAGAAGACCUCCAAGUUCCUUCCAACUCUGUUUUAUGAAAAAUAUUUUAAAACCGCGGUAUGGCUCAGGCUGUAAGACAGCCUGUUAUUAAACACAGCUGCUUGCAAUUACUGCAGGCUCGAGUCCCACCAGGCCCAAGGUUGACUCAGCCUUCCAUCCUUUAUAAGGUAGGUAAAAUGAGGACCCAGAUUGUUGGGGGGGGCAAUAAGUUGACUCUGUAUAUAAAUAUACAAAUAGGAUGAGACUAUUGCCUUACACAAUGUAAGCCGCCCUGAGUCUUCGGAGAAGGGCGGGAUAUAAAUGUAAAUAAUAAAAAAACCAACCUGUUUCUGGUCCUUUGCAGUAUUAUACAAAAAUUGUGAUUCAGCCAGGUCAGGAUGCUAGAUUCUUAAUUAAUACAUUUACUUUGGAACUGAAUGUUAUUAAAGUAUUAUAUAUAUAUUUAAAUAUUGAUAUUUUAAAAGAAAUUACAAUAUCAGUUCAGAUAAUUAUUUUAUACAGAUAAAUUACUGACAAAUUUAUAUUAGCCAAAACCCUCUAAAAUAUGUUUUAGCAAAACUGAGAUUUAAUCUAUCAGAUUUUCAGCUUUAUCAUCUGGUUUUCAUUUCAACAUAUAUUCUUGUGAAAUGAUAUUUUUUUCUGAUAUUGCCCUCUUUUGACUCAAUUACAUUGUUUACCCCUUUGAAAUCUCAGCAAAUUUUAGAAUGAAGGUAUAAUAACAAGGAUUUUCAUUUUUAGCCUUAAAGAUUGUUAGACAUAUUUUGUUACUAAUAGGUAAAGGAUGAAAAUUUGACCCAGAACUAUAAAGAAACUAACUUGAACAAUCCAAAUUUGAAGACAAUAGGCAAUACCUCUAUAUGGACCAGAUGCCUUAGUAGCUUCAGAUAUCAUUUUUAAAAGAAACUGCUUAAAGUGAAAUUAACAAUUUUACACAACAUUUUCAAAAAUAAAAGUAAAAAUUAAAUGAAAAUAAGUAUUAUAUACUUGAAAUGUGGAAUACAGAAUUUAAAUAUGCAAUCUUGAAAAUCAUUAGAGUCAGGUCCAACAAAUGUAAACACAGAUAUUGAUUUAAGAAAAAAGCUAAUAACAUCAGAAUGUAUGUUUUAUGUUUAUGGAACCCUCAUAGAAUGUUUUUAAAAGACUAGGUAUCAAAUUAUUUUUUGUGUGUAUUGUCGCUAUGGUUUGUCCAUGUCCUACCACAGCUCUUCUUUGGUUUUGACGUACAUUAAUAACUUUGGAAGGAAAUACAAGCUGAAAGAUGUGUACAUAAAUAUUAUAUUCCUAAUGUAAGGACAUUGUCAUUUUAUAAAAAGCUUUGGUUUUAUUAAAGAAUAAAAUUACAGAAAUAUAAAAAUGUGUAAAAAAUAAUAAGGGUUGGAUUAAAGAUAUGUUUGUUAUUUAGAUAUGCUUUUAUGUUCCAAAAAUGAAAAGCUGGAACAAUGUUUCUGUUUGCCUAGAUUUAGUGAUAAAUUCAUAGAUUAAACCAAUCUCACCUUAUUAUUAAAAUAAUAUGUGAAUUUAAAAAAAAUUAGUUUUAAUUUUUAUAAUCUGUGUUGCUUUUUCAAAAAAAGAAUAGUGCAGUUAGCCUAGCACAAGCUUUUUGUUCAAAUGGAGAAAAAUAAAUAUUUAAAUAAAAGAGUUUAUCAAAGGAAAAGAAAUCACAGUAGAAUAUUCCUGUAGUAUUUUUCAAACUAUUUUCCCCAAGGGAGUGCAGCUAUAUUUCCUGCUAUAUAUUAGUUCAACUAAUAUGAUUAAUAAGCAGAUAUGGAUUUUUAGAAACUGUAUACAGGUAGUCCUUGUUUAAUCCACUU
Molecule: messenger RNA, 6922 nt
Organism: Ahaetulla prasina
Lineage: Eukaryota; Metazoa; Chordata; Lepidosauria; Squamata; Colubridae
Gene: LRRC72
Product: leucine rich repeat containing 72
Exons: 9
Coding region: 1-897 (298 amino acids)
Molecular function (GO): protein binding
Source: RefSeq, a predicted model, not a curated record